Molecule: messenger RNA, 216 nt
Organism: Tuber melanosporum (Perigord truffle)
Lineage: Eukaryota; Fungi; Ascomycota; Pezizomycetes; Pezizales; Tuberaceae
Exons: 1
Coding region: 1-216 (71 amino acids)
Source: RefSeq, a predicted model, not a curated record
AUGGUCGAGAUGGUUGAACAAUUGCUAUUGCAAAUUCCCAGAUACACAGAAGUGGUGAACAUUAAGGACUGGGCUCCUGUCUCCCAUCUACCUCGUCAAGCUUUUGGAAUCUGCAUAUUCACCUGCCUCACGUUCCCGAGCUACACAUAUCCAGAUGUCCCCAUUAUUGACUCACCAAGCUUUAUGCUUCUAGAGCGUAGAAGCACCUUAAAUUAA